Messenger RNA from Helianthus annuus (common sunflower), 1563 nucleotides. Its product is annotated as G-type lectin S-receptor-like serine/threonine-protein kinase At4g27290. Lineage: Eukaryota; Viridiplantae; Streptophyta; Magnoliopsida; Asterales; Asteraceae. Gene Ontology annotation, molecular function: protein kinase activity; ATP binding. The transcript has 9 exons. The record is from RefSeq and is a predicted model, not a curated record. Gene Ontology annotation, biological process: protein phosphorylation. Bases 1 to 1563 code for a protein of 520 amino acids.
AUGAACGUGGUAAAGCAUCACAUAAAAGAAAGAGUAGAUCUUUCUUUCAUUUAUCCUGAAGUAAAAAGGGAAAAAAGAGAUAAUCCUUCUACUUCAUCAGUUGGAGUACAAACGAUAGACCUUACCUCUGACCAGGAAGAACCUAAAGAAAAAUCUUUUUCAUUUUUCCCCAAUACUGGGAAAAGCUCUACUUUUAAAAAUAUUUUUCAAGAAUUGCCAACUCAACCAAAUUAUGUUGAGCAACAAUGGUUCAAGAUGAAGGAACUAUAUGGCCUUCAAAAUACAGAUAUAAGAUAUAUUGAUUUUACAGGGAUCUUCCCUAGAAUCAAUUAUCUACAAGGAAACUCUCCUGAAGAGAUAAGAUACUGGUAUGAUUUUGGAGCAGUAAAUAAGAUAUAUCUUACUCUACCCGAUUUUCCCGAAAUCUCCUUUUUACCAAAAUGGGUCAAAGAUGGAGUUAGAGAUUGCUUAAGCUCUACAAUAUUCUGGUAUGCAUGGAGAAAAAGGCAUCAUGCACAACCUUUGGGAGAAUGGGGAUCACUGGAAGUCUGUGAAAGGCAGCAAGAAGUCAUGGAGCUACCAUUGUUUAGCUUCUCAAUAGUAGCACAAUCUACUGCUAAUUUUUCAUCAGAUAAUAAACUUGGAGAGGGUGGAUUUGGACCAGUUUAUAAGGGUGUGCUAGAAGGGAAAGAAAUUGCAGUUAAGCGUCUCUCCACGACUUCCAGACAAGGACUCAAUGAAUUCAAGAAUGAAGUGAUUUGCAUUUCAAAACUCCAGCACCGGAAUCUUGUUAAGCUCCUCGGAUGUAGCAUAGAGGGAGACGAGAAAUUGUUGAUCUAUGAAUACAUGCCAAACAGAAGCCUAGACCUGUUCAUAUUCCGGCCUGAACCAACAUGGACAAAGCGAUUACACAUCAUUAAAGGAAUUGCCCGAGGACUUCUUUAUCUGCAUCAAGAUUCACGACUAAGAAUCAUUCAUAGAGAUCUUAAAGCGAGCAAUAUUCUACUAGAUCUGGACAUGAACCCAAAGAUAUCAGACUUUGGCAUAGCAAGAAGCUUUGGAGGAAAUGAGACUCAAGCAAACACAGAGAGAGUUGUUGGUACAUAUGGUUACAUGUCUCCGAAGUAUGCAUUAGAUGGUCUUUUUAACAUCAAGUCAGAUGUGUUUAGCUUUGGCGUUUUGGUGCUGGAGAUUGUAAGUGGGAGUAGAAACCGGGGAUUCGUUCCUACUAAGCAAGACAAUAACCUUAUUGGACAUGCAUGGAGAAUGUAUAAAGAAGGCAGGUCAAUGGAACUCAUUGCUUCAACUUUAGAUGAACCAGUAGAUCCAUCCCAAGUUUUAAGAUCAAUCGAAGUGGGGUUGUUAUGUGUUCAAGAAAGCGCAGAUGACAGGCCAGACAUGUCAUCAGUGGUUCAAAUGUUAUGCAGUGAGGGUGCAUUGCAGAAACCUAAGCAGCCAGCAUUUUUCACAGAAAGGGAAUUUCAUGGUGCUGAUUUCUCUUCAAGCACUUAUCCAACAAGCUCAACCAAUGAUUUAACCGUUACAGAAGUAGUUGCUCGAUAA